AUGAUCUAUAAUUUCGUUUCAACAAGAUAUCAUCAUUUUCAAGUUUCUAUUCAUAAAACAUUAAAACACUGUGAUAAAGAAAUGACACCAAAUGAUCAAACUAAUGGUGGACGCAAAACAGUUGAUAUUUGUGAUUUAGUACUUGACUAUGUAACACAAUUUCCAUUUGCUAAAGAUGUAAAAUCACGUAUUAAUUUAGAUGAUAUUCACUCAUCUGAUAUUGAUUUUACACGUUUAUUUGUUACUCAUAAAAAAACAGAAUACCUCUUACCAAAUAUAGUCAAUGGUGAUACCAAACAAAGUAUUGCAGUGCCACCAAAGACUUUACCGCCAACUCUCAAAAGAGAUCUUAAAAGCCAUGUUCUAUUCUCAUCUAUAUUUACAAACAAAACGAGUGAAACACAGACAAAUCAUUUAAGAACUGAACGUCGAACAAGUUCAUCUUGUCGACUGAGUUUACAAAAGGUUGUUACAAAGGGUGGAAGUAUAAAUUUGCAAAUAGGACCACCAAGUAUGUCUGUGCAAGCUAACGGGGGUUUUCGACGCGAAAUAACAAUGUCUAAGGAUAUAGAAGAAGUAUUUGAAGAAGAAUUAACCUGGACAUUAGAUACAGAAAUAGUUGUCCCUCCAGGAUAUAAAACACGUGCUGAGUUAAUUAUUACGGAGGAUGAAUACUACGGUAAAUUUCAAGUUGAGACAAUAUUUGAAGGUUCGAUCUCUGUGAAGCUACGUGAUAAAAAGGAUGGAUCUGUCGUAUCUGUUGUAGUUAUAAAUGAUUUAAGUAAAUUUCUAACUGCCAAAAAUGGAUUUCAUCCAAUACCCAAUUCAACUAGUGCUGUUUGUUUCGUUAAUGAGGGCUUUUGUCAUUGUCAUUAUGGUAUUGGUCAACGUGUGGAAUUGCAGGAGGAGAAAAUCUAA
Messenger RNA from Schistosoma haematobium, 918 nucleotides. RefSeq lists its product as uncharacterized. The coding region runs from base 1 to 918 and encodes 305 amino acids. NCBI's taxonomy places the organism in Eukaryota, Metazoa, Platyhelminthes, Trematoda, Strigeidida, Schistosomatidae. The transcript has 2 exons. The record is from RefSeq and is a predicted model, not a curated record.